UUGCACACAGGCCACGACUGGCGUACAUUCCUGUGCUGGUUCGAGAAUUAAAUUGUGACUGCACAAUCUAUCAUGAUGUCUGUACGGUCUUUCUUUGCCGUCGCGCUUGCACUCCCACUUGCGCUGGCCCACCAGCACCACAUCCGCUCGGACCCCAGUACGCUGGCGCAGACACCUCUCGCCAUCAAUGGCAUUCCACCGUCGACCCGCGCCCAUUGGAUGCGCAAAGCCAACGAAGCACUACAAGAUGUCCACGGCGACCCCUGUCCGUUCGGGGCAUUUGGCGCCGUAAUAGUAAACCACACAGCGCCUGGGCUCGGAGAGCUAGUCUGCAUCGGCGCGAACUCGAACCGCCAAAAGGGCGAUCCGACGCUGCACGGCGAAAUCGCCGCCAUCCAAAACUGCUCCGCCGUCCUCACAUCCCCCUGGGGACCGUACAACUUGAGCACCACCGCCGCGCUGGCGGCUUUCACCCAGCUCUCGCUCUACACGAACGCGGAGUCAUGCCCCAUGUGUGCGUCUGCGAUCCGCUGGGCGGGCUUCAAAGAGUAUGUUUACGGCACCAGCAUCGACACGCUGGUCGAGAAGGGCUGGGGCCAGAUCCGGAUUAGUUCGAUGGAGGUGUUCCGGGAGAGUUAUGAUCUGGGGACGGCGACGAAGUUGAUUGGGGAGGUGCUGACGAACGAGACGGAUGUUUAUUUUGGGUGGCAGUAUGAUUUGGAGGCGGAGUGUCCGGAGGGGUGUGGGAGGGUGGGAAGCAGCUGUCAGGCGGGGGAUGAGUAG
Messenger RNA from Paraphaeosphaeria sporulosa, 783 nucleotides. RefSeq names its product cytosine deaminase. The transcript has 2 exons. Lineage: Eukaryota; Fungi; Ascomycota; Dothideomycetes; Pleosporales; Didymosphaeriaceae. Gene Ontology annotation, molecular function: guanosine deaminase activity. Bases 73 to 783 code for a protein of 236 amino acids. The record is from RefSeq and is a predicted model, not a curated record. Gene Ontology annotation, biological process: purine nucleoside catabolic process.